Drosophila willistoni is the source of this 3603-nucleotide messenger RNA. It is a transcript of the gene Scm, whose product is annotated as polycomb protein Scm. Gene Ontology annotation, biological process: regulation of DNA-templated transcription. Lineage: Eukaryota; Metazoa; Arthropoda; Insecta; Diptera; Drosophilidae. Gene Ontology annotation, molecular function: zinc ion binding; protein binding. The record is from RefSeq and is a predicted model, not a curated record. Bases 465 to 3125 code for a protein of 886 amino acids. The transcript is spliced from 4 exons. Gene Ontology annotation, cellular component: nucleus.
AUAUGGCGGAACGCAAAAAUUAACAAAAAAAAAAGUGUUUUUAAAACUAAAGUGAUUAAUAUUGCAAAAAAAGUUUGAUGCCCAAUAAAAUUAAUAAAGUACAAAUAAUAAAAUAAAAAAACGUACAAAAUGCGCCAAUUGUAUAGCAAGCGAACCAAUCUAAGCCGUGAUUGUGCUUGAAUUUCCCGUGUGUGUGUACGUGCCAGUUUGUUUGUGUGUGUGUUUGCUCACGAGCCGCAAUGCGAUUUGCGCACCAAUUCUUAUUACGUGACCUCGAGAACGCCGCUAAGGCUAAAACAAAGUGGAUUAUUGAAAAUAGAAACAAACGCAAAUAAAUAAAUAACCACAAGGCAUCAGUGAGAAAUAUUGUAAAUUUUUAGGAAUAAAGUGAGACAAUAGUGCGGGAAAUUCAUAGAAAGAGGUAGAGAGAGAGUGUGAGUGAGUAGGUUGGUUGUCCUCCAAACAUGUCCGGAGGACGCGAUAGCAGCGCCAGUAGCGGCAGCAAUGGAAACUCAACAACAACUGCCACAUCUCCAGGAGCAUCUACGCAGCAGCAGCGGCAACGCGGUCGUCCGGCAAAGCGGGCAACAUGCACAUGGUGCGGCGAGGGUAAAUUGCCGCUCCAAUAUGUCCUGCCCACGCAUUCCGGCAAAAAGGAAUUCUGCUCCGAGACAUGUAUAGCCGAGUUCCGUAAGGCGUACAGCAAGGGGGCGUGUACGCAAUGCGACAAUGUUAUACGAGAAGGAGCACCGGAUAAGGCAUUUUGUUCGAUGAUGUGUAUGAACAAGCAUCAGAAGAAAAAUGGCUCAACGAGAGGUCAUGGCCAUGGAGCAGGUGGCACCGGUAGUGCUGGAGCGGGUAGCGGUAAAGGAGUGACUGCGGAGGGUGAGCGCAAAUUGCUGAGCAGUGGAGCGCCCGCCCCAACGGGACCCUUUCAGUAUGAGAGUUUUCAUGUCUUUGAUUGGAUUGCUUACUUAGAGGAAACUGGCAGUGAGGCUGCUCCUGCAGAAUGCUUUAAACAGGCUCUCAAUCCUCCAAUCAAUGACUUUAAGAUUGGGAUGAAACUGGAAGCUUUAGAUCCGCGUAAUGUCACCUCCACUUGUAUAGCCACUGUGGUUGGUGUGUUGGGCUCAAGAUUACGCCUGCGUCUCGAUGGCAGCGACUCACAAAAUGAUUUCUGGCGUCUUGUUGACUCAACGGAAAUCCAUGCCAUCGGGCAUUGUGAGAAGAAUGGAGGAAUGCUGCAACCCCCGUUGGGCUUCCGGAUGAAUGCUUCCAGCUGGCCGGGCUAUUUAUGUAAGAUUCUCAACAAUGCCAUGGUAGCACCUGAGGAAAUCUUCCAGCCAGAGCCACAGACACCUGCAGAGAAUCUGUUCAAGGUGGGACAGAAACUAGAGGCUGUGGAUAAAAAGAAUCCUCAGUUGAUAUGCUGUGCCACCGUCGAUGCCAUCAAGGAUGACCAGAUCCAUGUGACCUUCGAUGGUUGGCGUGGAGCAUUUGAUUAUUGGUGCAAUUAUAGAUCCCGAGAUAUCUUCCCAGCUGGCUGGUGUGCCCGAAGUUGUCAUCCCAUGCAACCGCCUGGCCACAAAUCCCGCAUGGAUUCGGGUGCCAAUAAACAGCGUUGUCCACGUCCCCGUUAUACGGUGGUGGCUGAAGCUGAUGCCAUGGUUCCUGCCUCACCGGUGACGGCGCAUUUCCAUCCCAAUUGCAAGGGUGGACCCUUUAUCAAUAGCUCUAAAUUGCCCUCAAUGGUCACGGGGCCGACACAUCAGACGCUGGCCAAGCUCUGCCUGCAGGAAGUGCUGGCAGCGAGCACGGAUAAUCAACAGUUGUCGAAAUUGCUUUUUGCCCUGGAGGGUGAUGUGCAUAUUGUUACGGCGGCUGGAAAGAAUUUCACUGUGAAAAUUCCUUCGCCACUGCGCAUGAAGGAUGAUGAGAGUCUGGCGCAGUUUAUUGAGACACUGUGCACCACAUGCCGGGCAUGUGCGAAUCUCAUCUCGCUGGUCCCUGAGACGGAGGAAUGCAAAAAAUGUGCCCAAAGUCGAAAACGUCAGCUAAAUACAUCUCAAGCCACGCCACCAUCCUCGCCCAUAUUGUCCGAUAAGCGGAGUAGACAAUCGAAAUCGGCAACACCCACUCCAACAUCAUCGCCGGAGAAGCCAUUGAUUGUUAAGCAAGAGAUGGGCACAGCUAAAUCUCCGGCAGAGAUAAAAAAUAAUAAAAGCAAUGGCAAGGAUGCCCUAAAUCAGAAUCACAAUAACAACAAUAGCAACAACAAUAAUAAUAAUAAUCAUAAUCAUAAUAACACCAGCACGAGCAGCAGCAGCAGCAAUGAAAGCGGAGAGGCUAGUCCCAAAAUGACUAUCAAACAGGAACCCAAUGGCCUGGCAUCAGCAUCUGCCACCACGACGCAGGCAUUGCGGAAGGUGCGAUUCCAGCAUCAUAACAACAACAUCAACAAUAGCAAUGGAACUCAAGAGUCAAGCCCAAGCAGUAGUAAUGUGCCCUCACCGUCGUCUUCCUCCUCCUCAUCAACAUCGUCCAGCACCAACAGCAGCAACUUGGCCGGUGGCACAGCCAACACCAAUUCGAUUGGCAAAUACAUGGCUCCGUUGGUGGCUGAAGUUCAUCCGGAGCAAGCGAAUGCCAAGUCCUCGAAUAACUAUUACAAAUCACCCACGACUCUCUCAUCCAGCGCUUCGUUGCCCACAUCGGUGUCGACGCCGUUUAGUGCCUCACAAACGGCAGCUAAGGCAGCCACUGCACCGGCGGCAGCGUCCACGGCGGCAGCUGCCAAAACGUAUGCUGGUGCUGGAACGACAGCAAUUACUACUACCACCUCACCCCAUGCACCGAACACACCGACAUCUGCGACAUCGACGCAUUUGCGAUCACAGCCCAUCGAUUGGUCCAUUGAGGAAGUUAUCCAAUAUAUCGAAAGCAAUGACAAUUCGUUGGCUGUGCACGGAGAUCUCUUUCGGAAGCAUGAAAUUGAUGGGAAAGCUUUACUAUUACUCAACUCAGAGAUGAUGAUGAAGUACAUGGGCCUUAAACUGGGACCAGCCUUAAAAAUCUGCAAUCUAGUUAAUAAAGUCAACGGGCGACGAAAUAAUCUGGCAUUGUAAAAAACAAAAAAGCAACAAAUUGGUAAAGACAAAUUGUCCCAAGACGAUUCGAGAUGCAUGAUGAUGAAGAUAAUGAAGAGUGUUAACAAAUUAGUACCUCCUUAAAAAAAAAAACAAACAAAAAACGUAACAAAUUACAAUGAUUAAAAAAAAUUAAUAAAAAUUAUGCAUAGAGAGAAUCUGUUGACAGAAUAAUAGAGAAGAGAGACAUGAUAAGAAGAAGCACCUACAAAACUAUAAUUUUACAUAAUUUAAAAUCUUUCACAAAUCGAAAACAUUCUAAUGCGAAUAAUGUCAAACAUGCACGCGCCUAAACACAACCAACAAACAAACAAACACAUAAAACUCGAUGGACUCCCGGAAAUGAAAACAAACAAACAAAAUGACACUUGAAGAAAUUCCCGCAUAUUCGAAAUAUCAGUCUUUCAUAUAACAAAAGGAAAAAGAAAAACACGAAAACUAAAUCUAAACUAUAUAU